Messenger RNA from Penicillium cosmopolitanum, 609 nucleotides. RefSeq lists its product as uncharacterized. The record is from RefSeq and is a predicted model, not a curated record. Bases 1 to 609 code for a protein of 202 amino acids. Lineage: Eukaryota; Fungi; Ascomycota; Eurotiomycetes; Eurotiales; Aspergillaceae. The transcript has 3 exons.
AUGGGGUUCAAGUUUUUCCUGACAUUGGCGACCCUGGGACUUGCGGCGGCGGCGGAGAGUUCCGUUGUAUCGCUGUUCCUGAUCGGCAAUGAAAAUCCGCAACCCCUUGAGGGCUCAAUUGUGGCAGUGGAUGAAGAUACCACCACCUAUAGUAUCAAUUGCGCUAAGACCGUUGAUAUCGACCACUGCGCAUUCCGCGCGGGCUUGCUAUAUACUGCAGGACCUACAUCGAUUGAAUACGCGUUGAAUACUUCUUAUGGCCGACGUGACACGGUGAUUUGCUCCAUGGGCACUAUAUCUACCGUCUGUACCGGUAUGAUGCCGACCACUGGCACUGCCGUGGCUGCGUACACGACGACUUUGGGCAAGGGAUACUUGAGUUCAGAGGGCGUAACAAUCACUGCCGGUGCUACUAGAGCCGCGACUGAUUCUUCUGCUACGAAGACUACUAGUAGUGACUCGUCCAAGGCCGCCAACUCUGGGGAUUCUACAUCACAGACGGCUAGGGGCUCAGCCUCAACCAGCACGGGAGGCAUGCCCCGUAUUACCGCAGGUCCUCGGAUCGCUUUGGGUGGUGCAGCUGCGGCACUUGUGGCGGCAGCUCUAUAA